Mandrillus leucophaeus (drill) is the source of this 255-nucleotide messenger RNA. Its product is annotated as immediate early response 3-interacting protein 1-like. NCBI's taxonomy places the organism in Eukaryota, Metazoa, Chordata, Mammalia, Primates, Cercopithecidae. Gene Ontology annotation, biological process: endoplasmic reticulum to Golgi vesicle-mediated transport. The transcript has a single exon. Gene Ontology annotation, cellular component: endoplasmic reticulum membrane; Golgi membrane; COPII-coated ER to Golgi transport vesicle. The record is from RefSeq and is a predicted model, not a curated record.
AUGGUCGUGACCUUUACCUUGUACUCACUGCUGCAGGCAGCCCUGCUCUGUGUCAGCGCCAUCACCAUGCUGCACAAGGAGAGAUUCCUCAAGAACAUUGGCUGGAUAAUAGACUAGAGAAUUGGUGGAUUCGGGGAGGAGCCAGGAAUUAAAUCUCAGCUAAUGAACCAUAUUCAAUCUGUAACAACUGUGAUGAGAAUGCCAUUGAUAAUAGUAAACUCAAUUGCAACUGUGUUACUUUUAUUAUUUGGAUGA